This is a messenger RNA of Penicillium nucicola, 468 nucleotides long. It is a transcript of the gene mbf1, whose product is annotated as multiprotein-bridging factor 1. Lineage: Eukaryota; Fungi; Ascomycota; Eurotiomycetes; Eurotiales; Aspergillaceae. Bases 1 to 468 code for a protein of 155 amino acids. Gene Ontology annotation, cellular component: nucleus. The transcript is spliced from 2 exons. Gene Ontology annotation, molecular function: DNA binding. The record is from RefSeq and is a predicted model, not a curated record.
AUGUCUGACUGGGAGAGCACCACCAAGAUUGGCAGCAAGUUCCGCGGAGCUGGCGCUGCCCCCCGCGAGACCGUCAUCAAGGGCAAGGCCGCUUUGAACGCCGCCCAACGCUCCGGCGGUGUCAUUGACACCAGCAAGAAGUACACCACUGGAAACACCGGUGCUAAGGCAGGCGCCCCCGAAGGCCAGCACCUCACCAAGGUCGAUCGCAGCGACGACAUCAUCAAGCCCAAGACCGUCGGCCUGGCCGUCGCAGACGCCAUCAAGAAGCGCCGCACCGAGGAGGGCUACAAGAUGACCCAGAAGGAACUCGCCACCAAGUGCAACACCACCCCGACCAUCGUCCAGGACUUCGAGCGUGGCACCGCCACCCCCGAUCAGAAGGUCCUCGCUUCCAUGGAGCGUGUCCUUAACAUCAAGCUCCGUGGUACCGACAUUGGUGCUGAGAAGUUCCCUAAGAAGAAAUAG